UAACCCUUACCCUAAAACACACACACACACACACACACACACACACACACACACACACACACACACACACACACACACACACACACACACACACACACACACACACACACACACACACACACACACACACACACACACACACACACACACACACACACACACACACACACAAAGUUGUUGGAGAGCCCUACAUGUCACGUGACAGAGGUGUGCAUGUUUCUGCUAAGCGAGGGUGGGUGUGUUUUGCCUGACAGGGUCACACCUGUCGGGCGGUGCCGCCGGCGGGAUGCGCGUGGGAGUGUGUGUGUCUCGGGAGCUUCACUCCGUAAUGUCUGAGUGUUAAUGGAGCGCGGCGGGUCACGAGAGGAGCAGCGGACCUCAUGAAGUUGUUGUCGGUGUCUGGAGACCUGCUGCCCGGCUGCUACGACUCGAGGCGGCGGCUCCUUCCCCCCGGAGGGUGGAGAACUUCCUGAAGUGCGUUACUGUGAAGUGUGCUGGUUCUCCUGGAGAGUUGUGUUUCUCCUGGAGAGUUGUGGUUCUCUGGGAACUUCUGGUUCUGGUCAUGGCUCUGUCCCAGCUCCAGUGUCUGGACGACAACCACGUGAACCUGCGCACGCACGAGUCCAAGGUGGGCUUCCUGUACUGCGAGGACCAGCGGCUCGCGCUCGAGGCUCUGCUGCGGGAUGGCCGCGAGGCGCUGGUCAAGCUCCAGCAGGACCGCGGCUUGCGGGGCUUCCUCUCGGAGUCGGAGAUCGAGGCUCUGGCCGCGGCGGUGGAGCCCUACGACCCGGGCAUGGAGCUGUUCCUGGGGGACCCGGAGGACGGCGAGCCCCCGCUGUCGCUGCAGUACUGGCCCGAGCUGUCGGACACGUCCGUGCCGCAGAUGGACCUGGGCUGGCCCGACUGCGCCUCGUACCGGGGGGUGACGCGCGCCACCGUGUACGCGCAGCCACCCAUGGAUGGUCAGACGCACAUCAAAGAGGUCGUGAGGAAGAUGAUUGCGCAGGCGCAGAAGGUGAUCGCAGUGGUCAUGGAUGUCUUCACUGACGUGGACAUCUUCAGAGAUUUGCUUGACGCUGGUUUCAAGAGGAAGGUUUCUGUCUACAUCCUGUUGGAGCGCACAAAUCUACCUCAUUUCCUGUCCAUGUGUCAGAGGGCCAACAUGCACGCGGGCCACCUCAAGCACCUUCGUGUUCGCUGCUCAGAAGGAUCAGAGUUCUGCACUCGGUCAUGCUCUAGGGUCAAAGGGCAGCUGGGACACAGAUUUAUGUUCAUCGAUGGAGACAAAGCCGUGUCGGGGUCGUACAGUUUCACCUGGAUGUCCUCACGGCUGGACAGAAACCUGGUCACGGUGGUAACAGGCCAGGCGGUGGACUCCUUCGACACGCUGUUCCGCUUCCUCUACGUGACCUCCAGCUCAGUUGACCUCCGGCAGGUUGCCACUGACCCCGAACAGGAGCCCGAGCCCGUCCGGGAGCCGGCCCCCGUCGCCCCUCCGUCUGCUGCGGAUGUAAGGAAAAUGUACAACCCUAAAUACGCCGUGCUUAUGGCCGGGAACCCCAGUAUGCACCCGCCCUCUGUUCCGAAAGAGCCCCCAAAAUCUGAGAACCCUGAAGUCCCAGGAAGUAAGAAGAGGGGGCAGAAGAAGAGCGGUAAAGAUGCUCCACAGGAGGAGCCCCCCCUCCAUCCUGGACUUUCCCAUUUGGAGAAGGCGAACUUGAUCUCAUAUAUACCGACCUGGCCAGAGCCGGACCCCCCCAGUGAUGUGAUUGGAUUCAUUAACAUCCGGGAUAGCAGGAAACCAAUUCAGGUCCAUCUGCAGCGAACCGAGAGGUUUGAAACAAGCCAAGCAGUCAGGUUCAGCAGUCCCUUCAGCAUGCCCAAGGAAAUCCUGCCUGAGGUGGCCCAGCGCAGACAGUCAACUCCCAAUCAAGAGGAGACGAACAAACGCCAGGCGACACAAAAUAAAGUAAACGCUGAAGAGUCUGUGGUGGACGGUUAUCAGGCAACACAACCGAGUGCGGCUCCUGAUGACAUCACCACCGAAGGAGAAGCACCUGAAGAGAAAUCACCCACAUCGGGGCUGAAGUCCGAACCUGUCAAAGACACAAAUCAGGCUCUCGAACCAGGAAGUGAACUGCAUUCAAACACACCAACCAACCAAGGUACAGGUCACAACACUACACCUCACCUCAGUGCACACACACCUUCUGCAUCCAGUAGCAACACAUCCACUCCCAGCACUGGCAGGAGUUCACACAGCGCACAAACUAAAACGACCAGCAGUCCCGAGCCGCAGUCCCUCCCUGGAUCCACCGCUGAGCAAGGAGCAGAAACGAGUUUAAACAAACAGAGCGCAGCUGUGCAGGGGACACACACCCUGGAGUCGGGUGACUCUGAACAACACACACACACAAAGACAGAGGUGUUACAGCCGGGUUCCCACACGGAGCCACACAACUCCUCAGAAACACCUAACGUCCAGACUCCCACCUCCUCUGCUUCUCCUCCGCAUCCUCCGCCUGUCACCUCCACCUCCCUCUCCAAAGCACUCCACACGGCCUCUACUGCAGUUCACACAAGGACAGCUGCCAGUGUUUGUAUUUCUGUGCCCUCACCCAGCGGCUCCCCCUCCCUUCCCCCUCCCAUCUCUUCUCCUACAACUCUACAGCCUCCCCUCCCUCCAUCCUCUGCACCCCCUCCAUCGACCCCGGUUGCACCCAUCCCUAAACCUCGCACUGUCCAUCUGGUUAUUAAAAGCAGUCACACCACUGAUGGCCAGGAGCUGCCAGAGAUCAAUGUUGUCAGUAGACCGGGGACCCCGGCCAGGAAAUCCAAUCCUGCGAAUGUUGCGCAGACGCCGCCGGAGAGCGUCCUGCAGCCUCAGAACAACCGUGGAAGCAAGAAGGAGGAGAGUGAAUGUGCCGCCGCAGAACAGACAGACACCAAGGCCCCGGAGAAAACCUCUGAUUUUGCCGAAGUGCCGAAUGACAAAGGUGAAAAUGUGGUGCAGGGCAGAAAAUACCUCGCAAGAGCACAUGAACCCCAGAGAAUAUUAUACUGUGAAGGGAACGCGCCGGAAUCUGCCGCGAUUAACGCACACGUACCCAAAGACAGUCAGCAAGGUAGUAGCCCGGGUGUCCCAGCAGCACAACACACACACAUUAAACCAAAACACAACACACACAUCAGUAUUACCGCCCAAGAAUCCCCACAGGCCCCUAAAGCACAGGGAGGGUCACACACCAACACACACGUGGCAGCUGAGCGAGAGUUGCAGACAAUAAUUCCUCAGGUACGCACGCCGACCCCGGACAGAUUUCUUCCCCGCACCCCCACCCCGGACUCACGAACACACACUCCAGACCUACGGGCGUACACACCAGACUUUCAAACCCCCACGCCCGACGGGUACAUGUCCCCGAGGGACGACUCCAAUCUCUCCACCACAUCGGACGAGUAUUUCGAAUGUAGCAGUUCUCCUCUGCACGACCCAGUGUUCGACCGAGCCGGUUUACAAGGGGAUCCCGGUAGCUCCACGCUCUCAAAUGGCCCAAGUGCUGCAACGUGCACUGCUGCUGGUCCGGUGCACGUGAAUAAUACGACUUGGGCGGAGGAUGGCGGCGACAAUGACAAAGAUGAAAAGAUGAUAAAACUCAGUGUUACAGAGAGGCCGACAGAACCAGGGGACCAGGGAAGAGCCGACCAUCAUCAAGCUGCUAAAAGUAAACGAGUGAUGAACCAAGGAGGAGCUCCGGGGGAAUCGACCAAUAACACGACAAAGGACGGAGUGAGACCAGGCGAGGAGCAGGUGGAGGACGGGAGAGACAGGCCUCAGUCACCCAGAGAGACUGAGAGACAGAAGACUCUGAAACGACAGCAGCAGGACGGGGGUCCUUCUCCUCACAAACCACCCAGACCACCUCCUCAACCAGUGGGUGCUGUGGGAUCUGCGACUGGGCGGAAGCAGGUGGAGGUUCCCAGCAGCGAGAGCCAGGCCCUCCUCCCUCGACUGCCCCCAGUGACUGAGAGCAGGACAAGGAGCGGACAGUUGCAGAGGCAGCAUCCCAACCCAAGAGCCCCGACCCCUGGUGUCAACUCGUCCCAGCUCCGUCCUCACUAUCAGAACCAGGAGGAGUCUGUGCAGGGGGCGCACAGGCAGGAGGAAGGAAGUGCUCCGUUUACCCUCACCUUAAGCAAGCUGUACAACCUGAAGGGACUGAAGGACAAGAUGAGCAAGCUGCCUGCACAGGGCAGGGGAGGCAGCGGCAGCCGUAACAGCACCUACUAGUCUGGGCAUCCCCCCCCCCAUAUUUUCAAGAAAAAGCUUUACAAACUCAGGACUUGACUCAGUAAACACACAAUGAAAGAAAUGCCCAAAAGAACAGUUUUCUGUCCUGUGCCGACUUGGCUCUGCAUCAUGUCUUUGCUCUGGGGUUCUGCUGACUGACUGACUGACUCAACUCUGAACUCUGACCCCUGACCUGUGGGUUUAACCUGCUCUUGUCCUGCUUGUUUGAUGGAGGACACACUUUAAAGGGACAAUGUGUAAGAUCUGGGCCGACUAUCGAAUCCUGAUGCUGCGUUCACACUGAACACAACGCACAUAUUUCACGUGUCGAGAUUACAUAAAAAAAGUCAAUAUGUAAAACCAGGAUUGGACGCGUUACGCUGUGUCGGAGGACAACAGAUGAAUACUCACAGUAUUUAUUGGUUCCUUAUGAACCCAAUAAAUUAAAAUGAUCCUGUUGUGCAAUUGUGCAUUUAGGGUUUCACAGAAUUGUGUGUCCCGAUCGGUGUGAACGCACCUUUACUCCAAACAACAAGAUGUUAGCCUUUUACCAGCAAAAUGCACUUUUGGUUCCCCCCUCUCUCCUUUUCCCUUUCGUCGGGCUGCCCCUGGGAAAUUUUGUGCACAUCUCUCUUUGCACCAGUCAUUCAUUAUCUUCUGCAUGCAUGCUUUGCAAAUGGGUUCACUAUCACCAGCACCUUUUGAGGUACAAAGUGAUAUUGUGAGAGAGAGAGAGAUACUUUUUUUUUUAGCCACACACUCACGUAGACAACAGGAUGUCUACUGCACGCGUUCCUGGAGUAUUCCACUAGAGGGCGCACCACAAAACUAAGACUGUAGAACUUCCAAAUUUAAAGUUGGCACACCAAACGGACAAGAGGUACGCGAGGCAGUCAUGACCUGGGCUUGUGGUUAAAGGCAGGAGUAUCUCCAUCCUUACGCUGUGUAAGCAGACAAAUGAGUAAAUGUUCAAAUGGCAGGUGAACACAUAAAAUACACACAGAAAACAUGUUAGUUGUGUUUAUCUAUGCUGAAUGACCCACAUUUGUAUUAUAACAAACCGAAUCUGUGCAUCUGUAUGUUAAAAGUUUAACAUUCUUUAUUUGAGGGUUAAAACCUGCCCAUGCUAAAACGUUGUCUUAUUGAUUUUC
Molecule: messenger RNA, 5442 nt
Organism: Platichthys flesus (European flounder)
Lineage: Eukaryota; Metazoa; Chordata; Actinopteri; Pleuronectiformes; Pleuronectidae
Product: protein FAM83G-like
Exons: 5
Coding region: 563-4291 (1242 amino acids)
Source: RefSeq, a predicted model, not a curated record